Molecule: messenger RNA, 1413 nt
Organism: Manihot esculenta (cassava)
Lineage: Eukaryota; Viridiplantae; Streptophyta; Magnoliopsida; Malpighiales; Euphorbiaceae
Exons: 1
Coding region: 84-1247 (387 amino acids)
Cellular component (GO): endoplasmic reticulum
Source: RefSeq, a predicted model, not a curated record
UAUAUGUUUAAUUGCUCUUCAAGGAACGAAUUGACCAUUGUUCUAAUUUCAAUUUUAUAAACCCUAAAAAACUAAGAAUUAACAUGUCAGCGCCAAGGAGUACUAGCUGCGCCGUCUACUUCCGCAAACCAAAUAUUGCAAAAGCCAUGUCUCUACUCACAUUGUUCAUCUUCUUCCUUUUCGCGGGUGUCGUUCCUUCGAUUGCCGGAAAGUCUCACGUCAUCCAUUUCCGAACCCCUAAUCUCUAUCCAGAGGGCCUUUCCUACGACCCAUCGGCUCAACACUUCAUCGUUGGCUCCCUUCGCGACCGCACUAUCCACGCCGUAUCCGAUGCUGGAGUCGUCGAAACCCUCAUCUCCGAUCCUUCCCUCCCUCCAAACACCAGCUUUGCGGGUCUGGCAGUAGAUUCGGUCAAUAACCGUCUUCUUGCGGUUAUCCACUCCUUGGCCCCACUCGCUCCCUUCAAUGCCCUCGCCGCUUACGACCUCCGCACCCGCCAACGCCUGUUUCUCUCCCUCCUACCCGACGGCGACGUCAGUUCCACCGAUCGGGCCGUCGCCAAUGCCGUGACAGUCGACUUUAGGGGAAACGCAUACGUCACCAAUUCACUGGGCAACUCUGAAGGAAACUUCAUUUGGAAAGUCAACGCUCAAGGAGAGGCGUCCAUUUUUUCCAGAUCUCCAAUUUUCAAUCAGCAUCCCGUGGACCGAAACGCACCGUUUAACAACUCCGGCCUCAACGGAAUUGCUUACGUCAGCAAGGGGUAUCUGCUGGUGGUGCAAUCCAACACAGGGAAAAUGUUUAAGGUGGAUGUGGAGGACGGGACAGCAAGAACGGUGUUGCUGAACGAGGAUUUGAGUUUAGCCGACGGGAUCGCGAUGCGAAGUGACGGCGUCGUUUUGGUGGUGACCCCGGUUGAAGCUAAGCUAUGGUUCUUGAAAAGCGAUGAUAGUUGGGGAGAGGGAGUGGUUUAUGACAAAACUGACCUUGAUGCGGAGAGGUUCCCCACUUCAGUAGCAGUGGGAAGAGAGGAUAGGGCAUAUGUGAUAUAUGGAAGAGUGAUUGAGGGUAUAAUGGGAAGUGAGGGGAGGGAGUGGUUUGAUAUAGAGGAAGUGAAGUCAGAAAGGGAGAGUAAGGAGGAGAAUGUAUGGAUUUUCGUGUUGCUUGGAUUGGGUUUGGCUUAUUUCUUGUUCUGGAGAUUUCAGAUGAAGCAGCUUGUGAAAAAUAUAGAUAAAAAAACCAAUUAAAUGUUGCCACGUAAUUUUUAUAAAUUUUAGAAUUAACACUCUUUUAGAAACUCUUAAGGUUGUUCCUGUAAUACGCUUCACAUGAGUAUGGUCUCAUUUUAUGUUUGAAAGACUCUUUACGUCCAAGAUGGAUGUUUUAUAUGUUAUCUAAUAUAAUGUCAUUAAU